Molecule: messenger RNA, 2170 nt
Organism: Vitrella brassicaformis
Lineage: Eukaryota; Vitrellaceae
Source: the annotation of a GenBank genome assembly
CGCACACACUUGCCGACACACAGACGCCUUUAUUGUAUCGCACCGCAUCGCAGAACGGCAAGACCGACGAGCAGCCUGUCUGCACUGAUUUUACUCACUUCCUACUGCCUUCAUCAUUGGUGCGUUUGCAGGUGCCGUCCAGUGCAGCAGAGGGAUGAGGGAGGGCAAGGAAGAGGCCAGCGUCCGCUGCUGUGAGCUGCAGAAGGCGCUGGAUGCCGAGAGGGAGCGGUGCCGCAUACUCACCAUGACCCUGGUACUUACGUUGGCAAGGGGAGAAGGUCCACCAAGAGUGGGUGGGCGGAAUGGAUGGUGUGUUUGCGUGUCCAUCAGAGGGAGAAGGAACUGAAGCACAUGAACGAGUUCAGCAUGCUCACACACCAAAACAUGGUCAGUCAGCUCGCCGACGGCCUGCCCGCCAAUCAAUCAGUAGACUCAUGGCUCUCUGUCUGCUGCAGAUCUUCCGCAUGAAGCUCAAACUGGCCAACAUCAGCGCCUUCGAGGCCCAGCCAGAAGCCGACACGCACAUCUGCCCCCCACACCUCUCAGAGAAGAUCCCAGCGGCCCUCAACGCACCUUCAGCACGCACACGCCUCAUAUCCAUGGCCACUAGCGACACCGACGCUCAAGGAGGAGCGGACACAGACGAGGAGGGCAGCCCCAUCCACGCGUGGCUGCGAGAAUACGAUGAGUGGGACCGGCGAGGCAAGAGCAUGCCUGUGUGGCUGGCCGAGGAGGCCGACAGGGUGUGCUCAGACAUGAAGCACUGGGCUGUUGAGUAUGUCCUGGGGUGCCUUGAUGGUCAGGGGCCGGGGGUGGCCAGUGAGGUGGGAAGGCAGGGGAAGGAGGCCGGGGAUGCUGGAGUCAAGAACGCCGGCAGCAGCAGCAGCGGCAGCUACAGUGGCAGCAGUGGCAGCAGCAGCAACAGUAUACAGGACAUCAAAGAGGUCGCAGCCAAGGAAAAGGAACACCGCCUCAGCCAAAUCAGGUCCAACAGACACGAAGAUACGUACACCAACACAGCCUCUGUCGGCAACACGGGUGUAUGUGUGUGUUGUUGCAGGCAAUUGGAUGACACCAUCGAGGAGCUCAAGCGCGGCAAGGACCACCUUUUGCAGCAGCUGCACGUGACCACCGACAGGAUCGACAGAUCCGCGCCGGCAUCCCGCCCGCCCUUCACAAAAAACAGCAAAAACAACGGCAACAAGCGAUCGCACUCACAGACAGAUGAGGAGAGAGAAGAAAGCGGCCUAGGCGGAUCCACUUCCAAGAUCGAGCUCAACGCGACUACGAAGAUGCCCAUGCGGCUGCCGUCCUAUGCUGCCCACGACCUCUGCCGCCCGGUGUCUCCGAUGAUGCGUCCUUACGGCUUGUCGGCUGUGCGCAUCCACCCGCCUCCUGCCGCCGGCCCGGCCAGCCACCGAUCUGUCACACCCGCCCCCUCACAUCCCUCCAUGCAUCAGCUCAUGAUAGGGCACCACCACCACCGCCACCCAACGCCACAAAUGGGUCUGGGAUCGCCGCCCGUCAGCAUGCAUCACGCCACUCUCAACAAGAGCAUCAACAGCAUCGCGUGGAACACCGCCGGCAGCAGCAACAGCGGCAAGGCCCCGCAGCACAUGAGCCACAGCAUGCAGCUGGGCCCCACGCCGUCGUGCAGCAGGCUGCGGGCCAUCAGCCCCACACCAGCACCAGUGCACCCACCAGCAGGCAUCACCAGCCACCCCAACAUACUGCUGACCGAUUUCUACCCGUGGGUGACGGCGAAACACCCCUUCCCACAGAUGGACAUGAUCCAGCCGCCAUCGCACGAGCCGCAAACACAGCCACAGCCGCCUCCACCCCAGCAGCCGCCUCCUGCUGCUGUUGUCGUCGUUGGUGCUGCUAAGGUGAAGAGGGAGUCGACUCGGCCGUCGGCGGGCAGCGGGGCGAGCAAGAAGGCUCCAGCGGCCAAGAGGGAGGCGGGGGGGACGGCCCCCUCAUCUGUGAACACAUCCAUCAAGUCAGGGGGGGCAACACGAGACGAGACACACACAAACGACACGCUGCUGUGGUGCAUGUGUGUGUGUGUGUGUGUGUGUAGGUCCAGUAAGAUUCGCAUGGGGACCAAGGCGCAGCUCCAGCGGCCGUGGAAACAGAAUUUCUGAUGGAUCGAUGGCUGCGUGAGAAUGGG